AAAGCAGGAGAUAAAAACUAAUACAAACGUUUUGGCUGUCUAAAUAUUAGUCGCUAGAUCUGUUCUUCAGACUAAUUACUUAAUUAUUUCCUGUCUGUAUGAAUGUGAAUGACAUUUUAUGUGACUUCCUUAUUCUGAACAAACUAGAGCAGUAGUCAGGUCUCAGCGGACACGUCUUCUGCGGGCUCGUAAAAUGGAUCCAGUCUAUGAAAAUCCUGGUUUCAAACUUUCAACAGUUUCUUCAGAUGAAAAACACUCUCAACAAAGAGGGAAUCAAGUUACUUCCUCAAAGCGGACUAAGGUUCCUCUGAUCAUCCUCGGUGUCUCUCUGGUUUUGGCUCUUGGAGGUCUGUGUGUUCUGGGGAUCAUGUAUUUAGGUGUUUCAAAAGAACUGUCUGCCCUGGAGACCAACAGCAAAAUCAUGGUGAAAGAGCUCACAGACAACUACACCAGAGUUAGAGAGACACUGUUCUUUUACAAAGCAUUCGCAGCUCAGUUGAAAGAUUGGGGAGGAAAGUUGUACUACUUCAGCUCUGAUGAACUGAACUGGUCAAGCAGUCGUGCUUUCUGUGUUUCAAAGGGAGCCGAUCUGGUCACGAUAUCCAACCAAGCAGAACAGCUGUUUCUGUUAUCUGAACUUAAAGAAUAUUACUGGAUUGGUCUGAAUGAUCUGUACACUGAAGGACGCUGGGUUUGGGUGAAUAACCAAACUCUCACUGAAACUGGAGUACAGUUUUGGCACCAGAGGGUCUCUCAGUUAAGUGAACCUGAUAACUGGAUAACUGGGUCCGGAGACGGCGCCAAUGGAGAGAACUGUGCUGUUGUUUUUUCCAACACUUUAAACAAUUGGUUUGAUGUUUCCUGCAGUUCUAUGUAUAAGUUUAUCUGUGAAAAGAAAGUCCGUCAGUGAUGGAAGAUCAGUGUCAUGAAAGAGGUCUAGUUUCAUGCACAUGUAGAGAAAAGAAAAACAUCAUGUCUUCUUCUGGAUUUGUUUGCUUAUCCAGUUAAAAUGCUGUAAAAUGUAUGCUUCCCAGCAAAUGCAUGAACUGAUUAACUGUAUUACCUUGAAAGCAAUAUAUGUUGCUUUGGAUAAAUGCAUGUAAAUCAAGCAGCUUUUCAUACUGAGUGUGCUUAUAUCCCAUUUUCAAGUCAUUUUAUGCUUGUAAGAGCAGGAGCGAAGCAUAUGAGUUAUGUCACGUUUUAGUCAAACAGCUUUUAUACCAAAAACAAUUUUGCAAGAAAUUUUCAAAGCUAGAAAUAAUAAGUCAAAUGACAUGAUGCUUCUGCGUAACAGCAUUAUAAGGAUGAGAUGUUUUUUAAUAUUUUUGUGUGAAACUGUGCUGUGGUCAGCAGAUGGCAUUGCACUCCUGAGGCAUUCCUAUGUGCUAGCUUAUA
Molecule: messenger RNA, 1395 nt
Organism: Pimephales promelas (fathead minnow)
Lineage: Eukaryota; Metazoa; Chordata; Actinopteri; Cypriniformes; Leuciscidae
Product: C-type lectin domain family 4 member E
Source: RefSeq, a predicted model, not a curated record